Molecule: messenger RNA, 1691 nt
Organism: Ricinus communis (castor bean)
Lineage: Eukaryota; Viridiplantae; Streptophyta; Magnoliopsida; Malpighiales; Euphorbiaceae
Product: VQ motif-containing protein 8, chloroplastic
Exons: 1
Coding region: 1199-1627 (142 amino acids)
Cellular component (GO): nucleus
Source: RefSeq, a predicted model, not a curated record
AUAAGGAUAAUAGUGUCCAAAUAAAUAAAAAAUCAAAUUAGCUAUCAGUUGAUAAAAAAAAAAAAAUUAAAAUAGAGAUGAUAUAAUCAAGAGCUGAUUGUGACUAAUUUAGCUAUCAACUCUUGUUUCUUAAGUCACUACAAAUAAUUUAAUAUAAUUGUUUAAUGAGAAACAACUAUCGGCUAUAUCAAACCUCUAAAUCAAACAGCUUCUAAAUCAGCUAUCAGUUGAUGUUUCUUAAGUUUUUACCAAACGUUUUAAUAUAGUUGUUUAGUGAAAAACAGCUAUCAACUACAUCAAACCUCUGAAUCAAACAGCUUCUUAGUGCUAACUAAAAGCAUUCUCAAUUAAAACACGUGAGACUUAAAUCUUCAGAAGAUAAGAUUAAAUUCAAUAUCAAUUCUAAAUAAAUCUAACUAUCACUAUUAAGUUUUAGAUGUACGAGUGCUUAAUAUAAACCAACAUUCGAUUAAAACUAUAUAAAUCAAAUUGGACUUGUUUAUCUCAUUUCCUUAUUAGUUCCGAUUCUAAUUUGAUCAUUCUUUCGAACAGAAAAAGAUAGUUUUGGUUUAAAAUAGUUAUCCAAACUGAUGGUACCCCGUUCAAUACUUGCAGUUGAAAUAAUCAUUUGAAAAUAGAAAAAUAAGUAUAAAUUUAUUCGCCAUGCCAUAUUCUCUCCAAAAAAAACAAAGAAAAAAAAAUAUAUUUGUAAAGUUUUAAACAUGUAAAAACAUUAAAUAUCUUUUUGUACCGUACAUAAAACUAAUUUUAAUAUGAAUCUUGAUAUAUCUAGAAAGACAUAUUCUAUAGAGAAAGAGAAGAAAAGAAAAUAAAAAUUACAAGAAUGACAAAUAGAAAGAAACAAUCAAGAAAUUGGAAAAAGAAAAGUACGAGACAGGAAGACUUGACUUGACUCAGUAUCUAAUUACAACUGAAAAUAGCAAUAUAAUAAUACUCUUUAUUUACGUGCCGGCAAACCUCUUCCAAAACAAACAGAUAUUAAACACACACAAAAUGACCAAUUCAAAAAUGCAAGACCAGUAAAAAACAAAUUAAAAGAUACCAAAUAUAUUUGGCCAUUUCAAACCAACUUCACAUACCGGACCUUAUAUAAAUCCACUUGCCCAUCUCUAAUAAAUCCUAAAACAAAAACCUACUCAUUUUAGAGAGAUAUAUACGCUUCUGGAACAUCAAGAACAUGGUCAUUUCUUCCACAAGAAAGCAGCUGCAGGGUCCAAGGCCUGCACCACUAAUGGUGAGCAAGAACUCUUCGAAGAUCAAGAAAUCAUUACUGCCUCAUCCUCCAAACCACCGUCGUUCUCCUGUUAUCAUUUAUCUGAAAUCACCUGAUGUUAUUCAUGUCACCCCGGAGGAGUUCAGGGGUCUUGUGCAGCGUCUUACCGGGAAGAAACAAGAACAAACUACUGUCUCUGCUUCAUCACAUUCUUCUUCUUCUUGUUCUUCUUCUUCCGCAGCUUCUACAACAGUGGUUGAUGUCAGUGAUGAUGAAAAAAUGAAAAGGGUCGGUUCCAGCAUGGCCGAACAAGAAUUUACUACUGCUGACUUAGCUCAAUGUCAUAAUCUUUGUGUAAACAUUUACAGUGAUGAGGAUUGGUAUGAAUUUUAGUAGGGUAUUACACAAUGUAAUUAUUGCCGUGGACUAUCUUAUAUCUUUCAAGUUCUUUUCUUCA